This is a messenger RNA of Coniophora puteana RWD-64-598 SS2, 3328 nucleotides long. Its product is annotated as WD40 repeat-like protein. The transcript is spliced from 3 exons. The record is from RefSeq and is a predicted model, not a curated record. Gene Ontology annotation, molecular function: protein binding. Lineage: Eukaryota; Fungi; Basidiomycota; Agaricomycetes; Boletales; Coniophoraceae. Bases 124 to 2814 code for a protein of 896 amino acids.
AAGGAUCCAAAGACAUACCCCCUCCUCCAAGCACAUCUCCCACAAUCGCUCCGUAACUUUCAGCUCGUAUUCCCCGGCGGCUCACGGGCUACCUUCAAGGAUGGAGAGGACGGAGAAGAUGAGAUGCAGGAGGAGGACGAGGUCGCGAGCGGCGACGGCUGGCGCAUGCUCCGGCGCGACGAGGCCGGCGGGGAGACGAGCAAGUCCGUCGGUCUCGCAGAGGCGGUAGAGCGGUACGGCCGGAAGCGCUCCCAUGGCGUCGGCGUCGAUAGCAUGAUGGAAGGCGUCGAACCCACCAUCGAGUACGACACUAGCACGCCCCCGCGCAAGAAGGCCCGCGCUACACAUCUCCCGCCCAUCAGCACCGUCAAUGCCGCCGCGCCUCCGUCCCCGCUGCCGUCCCCGCAUGGAUCGCCGCCGCCCCAGAACGUCUGGCCAUCCGCGCCCCCUAGCGGCGCUUCUUCCCCGCAGCCACACGCCCCAUUACAGCCCGAUCUCUCGCUCACCACCCUCCUCACCCUCCCUUCCCUCCUAUCACACUUCAACAGCCUUCCGCAGCAGCUGCAGUCGCAUUUAUUGCUCACGCUGCUGCGGCACUCCCCGCUUCCCGUACUGCGCACGCUGCACUCGGUGCUGACCCCUACCCUCGCACGCGACUUCCUCACAAUCCUUCCACCAGAACUCGUCUCGCAAGUCCUUGGCUUCCUCCCGUACUCGACGCUCGCGCGCGCAUCCCGCGUCUCGCGCUCAUGGCGCGCCAUCAUCGACUCGGACCCGGUUCUCUGGCGCGAUCUGCUGAAAAGCACAAAGAUCUGGUUCGGCGGUGACAGCGAGCGCACAUUCGCGCGCUCCAUCUACGCGCGGCGGGCGCGCGACCCGCCGCCGAUACCGUCCUCCCUCCCACUACCGCACCCGUACAAGUCUUUGUUCAAGAGCCGGCACCUGACGCACAAGCGGUGGAUCACGAACGAGCACCCGACGCACCGCUCGUUCCCCGCGCACGGGAGCAGCGUGGUGACGUGCCUGAUCUUCUCGCGGGGGCGCAUCAUCAGCGCGUCGGACGACCACUCGAUCCACGUGUACUCGCCGCUCACGGGCGAGCUGCUGCAGUCGCUCGACGGGCACGAGGGCGGGGUGUGGGCGCUGGCGGCGAGCCGGGACACGCUGGUGAGCGGGUCGACGGACCGGACGGUGCGGAUAUGGAAUUUGGAGACGGGCAAGUGUACACAUGUGUUUGGGGGGCACACGAGCACGGUGCGGUGUCUGGCGAUUGUGAAGCCGGAGUGGAUCGAGGUGGAGGGCGAGAACGGGGUGGUGAGCAGGGAGAAGUGGCCGAAGCGCUCGGUGAUUGUGACGGGGAGCAGGGACCAUUCGUUGAGGGUGUGGGCGCUGCCAAGGCCGCGUGAUCCCGAGUAUAGGUGUUUUACGGCGGAGGAUCAGGAGGCGGAUCCGUCGGAGGAGGAUGUCGACGAGAACCCGUAUCACCUUAUGCAUCUCGAGGGCCACGACCAUGCGGUUCGCGCGCUCGCUGCGCGGGGACGGAUAUUGGUGUCGGGGAGCUAUGACUGCACGGUGCGGAUAUGGGACAUCGUGACGGGCGAGUGCAAGUGGGUGCUCGUCGGGCACACUCAAAAGGUGUACAGCGUCGUACUCGAUCUCUCGCGGAACCAGGCCUGCUCGGGCUCGAUGGACGGGACCGUGCGCGUGUGGAAUCUGCGCACGGGGCAGUGCCAGCACACGCUCACGGGGCACACGUCGCUUGUCGGCCUGCUGGGGCUCAGCCCGAACUUUCUCGUGUCCGCGGCGGCGGACUCGACGCUGCGGAUCUGGGACCCGGACACGGGCGAGCUCAAGAACACGCUCGCGGCGCACACGGGUGCGAUCACGUGUUUCCAGCACGACGAGUUCAAGGUGCUGAGCGGGUCGGACGGGACGCUGAAGAUGUGGAAUAUCCGGGACGGGAGCGUGGUUAGGGAUUUGUUGACGGGGGUGAUGGGGGUGUGGCAGGUUGUGUUUGAGGGGCGGUGGUGUGUUGCUGCGAGUAAUCGGAAUCCGCAGACGGUGUUGGAUGUGUGGGACUUUGGGGUGGAGGGGGACGAGGAUUGGGUUGGGGAGCCGCCUGGGGGUGUGUAUGAUGAGGAUACGGAGGAGGAGGAGGAGGAGGAUGAAGAUGAGGAAGAAGAAGAGGGGGAGGAGGAGGGGGUAGGGGGAAGGGAGGGAAGAGAGAGGACGGAGCUGCUCGAAGAGGACGAUGAGGAGGCGGAGGAGCAGGCGGAUGUGGAUGCGAUGGAUGAGGAUCUGGAGGUUGCGCCGUCGGAGGUGUCGUUUGAGGACGAUGCUGCGCCUCCCCAGCAACGCCAACAGCGUGUAUAUCAGCAUCGACAUCGGUACCAGGACGAGAGCACGACCGAGGGCCAGGAAGACACGUCGACAGUCGCGCUCGAGUCUGACGAGCCGAUGGAGCGCGAUACGAGCGCGGAUCGGUCCGAGUCCGCGGGCCCGUCUGCGUCGGCUUCGGUGUCGGCGACGACGAACGCGUCGGUCGCGUCGCUGUCGAGUGUGACGUCGAAUGCAUCGACUACUAACACGACGUCGCGCGCACCUGGCCAUCAUACGCGGGGCAAGCAUGUGCUCUUGGGCGGUGGCGGGAACGCUGUCGCUGGGUCAUCGAACUCGAACUCGAACCCGAGGCGGCGGCUGGGUGUGGGUGCGACGGGGCCGCCGCUGGAUGGUGUGCCGGCGAGGUUGCCUGCGAACGACGAGACGCCGACGAGGCCGAGGGUGAGGCCUGUGAAUAGGAGUAAGCGGCCGUAGGUGUGGGUGUGUAAUUUUGUGUGGUGGAGGUUUGGGAGGAGGGGUGUUAUGUUUCUUUUUCAUUCUUUUUUAUUCUUUGUUGGCAUUGCAUUCAUCACACAUCGCUAUCGAGUUCAUGUUCACAUUCAAGUGCAUUUCGUUCGACCAUUCCGUUCCGCUUCCGGCGCUACCCCUUCCUUUCUUGAUUUUUUUCUUUCUUGUUGGUCCACUCUUUGCGCUCGAGCUGUACUGUACCAUGAUACCGAUAUCGAGCGCUGAGCAGGGACAGGGCCGACGGCGUGGGGUUCCUUGAGCUGUUAUUCAGGCCAGAUGAGAUCAGAUUGUAUUCUAUAUUUUGCUGUUAAAGCGAUGCGUUGGUUGUAUGGGACACGGUCUCUGUAGAAUAUGUGUUUAUGGUUGGUUCAGAUUACGAAUUUUUAUGAUGGCUAGUAUUAAUAUCUGUUUUUGAUUAAUAUGUUAUUCCUUUAUCAUCCAUUCUGUAGCCUGGGUUUUUUACUUUUCAAGGAGAAAGUUU